Molecule: messenger RNA, 858 nt
Organism: Hydra vulgaris (swiftwater hydra)
Lineage: Eukaryota; Metazoa; Cnidaria; Hydrozoa; Anthoathecata; Hydridae
Source: RefSeq, a predicted model, not a curated record
AUGGCAUUUAACUAUAAAAUAAGCUACAAGAAGGGAGAAAACAUUCCUCAUGCUGCUGCAUUAUCGAGAUUGUCCUUUCUACCACAAGAUGAAGAGAAGGACCAAGAAACAUUUAUACACUUAGUCGAGUCAGAUAUAGUGAACCUUGAGCAAAUAAUAAAAGAAACAGAAAAUGAUAGGGUAGUGAUGGAUAUCAAAACCAGAAUUAGGAAAAAUAAUUGGAGCAGAUGCUCGGUAACAGAAAGACCUUAUAAAUCUAUUAGGAAUAAACUGACUAUCGAAAAAGGAAUUGUGUGUAAUGGUGACCUCAUUGUACCUCCUAAGACAAUGAGAAAGAUCAUCAUCGAAUCGAUCCAUGAUGAUAUACAUUGUGGCAUAAUGCAAACGCGAUGUAGAUUAAAAUUGGAAGCCUGGUGGCCUGGCUACUGUCAAGAUGUUGAAGAAUAUGUGAAAAACUGUGAAAAAUGUGCCGAAAUAAAAGUAAAGAAGGAAAGGACAUUACAUACAUGGCCAAGUGAAAAUAAACCUUGGUGUAGAGUACAUAUGGAUCAUGCACAUGUACAGGGUAUCGGACUGUUUUUGAUUUUAGUAGAUUCUUUUUCUGGAUGGCCGGAAGUUAUUAAGGUAAAUAAUCGUGAAGCGACCACUGUAAAGACGGUACUACAAAGUGUUUUUUCAAGAAAUGGAGUUCCAGAGGUUUUAGUAUCCGACAAUGCUGCGGAAUUUCAUGAUACCACCUUACACCAGUGGUUAAAGAAAAUGGGUUGCGUGCCUUAUAAGACUCCACCUUACCACCCUCAAUCUAAUGGAGCAGCUGAAAGAAUGGUAGAGACAGUCAAGAUGGGUUUAAGAGCUUAA